Anopheles funestus (African malaria mosquito) is the source of this 1632-nucleotide messenger RNA. RefSeq names its product annexin B10-like. The record is from RefSeq and is a predicted model, not a curated record. Bases 345 to 1310 code for a protein of 321 amino acids. NCBI's taxonomy places the organism in Eukaryota, Metazoa, Arthropoda, Insecta, Diptera, Culicidae. Gene Ontology annotation, molecular function: calcium-dependent phospholipid binding; calcium ion binding. Gene Ontology annotation, cellular component: cytoplasm. The transcript is spliced from 3 exons.
GAAGCGAACCACGCGAUUCGUGAUUCCAAGUAAACAAGAGAAAUGUUGGCCUGUUUGAGAGAACCAGACACUGCGUAGCGUGAAAAGAAAUAUAAAUCCACCACCACCAGUCCGUGGACAACAAUUGUAUCGCAUACUUCGUACGCAGUGAACCGGUGGCGUCAAUCGUACGAGUGAUUUUGGUGCAUCAGUGAACAACAAGCAAUAGCAGCGAUCAUCUGACGUGUCCUUUGGUGGAUCGUGUAAACCACUUUAUAGUUUCAAGUGAUUCACACCCUAGUUCCCGAUUGGUGUUAUUCCCGGUUUGCUUCCUACCGGUAGUAAAAUCCGUUUUCCUAUCAGCAAUGUCUUGGUAUUAUGUGCCUGUUCCCACCGUACAUCCGGCGGAAAGUUUCAACCCACAUGAAGAUGCGGCCGCACUCCGUAAAGCGAUGAAGGGCUUCGGUACAGAUGAGCAGGCGAUUAUCGACAUACUUUGCUCGCGGAGUAACUAUCAACGUUUGCAAAUUAUUGAUGCAUUCAGACAGGACUUGAAACGAGAUCUGGUAAAGGAUCUCAAAUCGGAGCUGAGCGGUAAAUUUGAGGACGUUAUCGUCGGUCUAAUGUUGCCACCGGUCAACUACCUCUGCAAGCAGCUCUACAAGGCAAUGGAUGGUAUCGGUACGGAUGAGACUACACUGAUCGAGAUACUGUGCUCUCAAGAUAACGAUCAGAUGCACGCGAUUUCACGCCGAUAUGAAGAGAUGUACGAUCGACCGCUGGCCGAACACGUCUGCUCGGAAACGUCCGGUAGCUUCAGGAAAUUGUUAACGCUUAUCAUUACCGGUACACGAGACACAAACGAUGUUAUCGAUCCCGACCUAGCCGUUGAGCAAGCCAAGAGCCUUUAUAAUGCUGGUGAAGGCAAAUGGGGCACGGAUGAGUCGGUGUUUUACAAGAUUCUAGCCCACGCUUCCUUUAGCCAGCUGGAGAUUGUGUUCGAGGAGUACAAAAAACUUACCGGCCGUACCAUCGAACAGGCACUGAAGGCUGAGGUGAGCGGCGAUUUCUACGAAGCCUUGAGCGCGAUCGUCGAGUGUGUCCAGAUGGCGCCACAUUUCUUCGCCAAAAAACUGUUCCUGGCUAUGGAUGGUAUGGGAACGGAUGAUAAAACCCUGAUCCGCAUUAUCAUCAGUCGAGCGGAAAUUGAUCUGCAAAACAUCAAGGACGAGUUUGAGCAAAUGUACAACAAAACACUUCUCAGCAUGGUGAAGAACGAAACGUCCGGUGAUUACAAGCGUGUUCUAUGCGCCCUGAUUGGCGGUGCAUAGUCAAUCCAUACCAAUGCAUAACCUACAGUUUAAACAACGAAAACAACUCGAUUUUUUAAAUUAUAAGCGAACACAUUUUACAACUCUGUAUGCAAUUAUCAUGAUCUGCCUGGGACACUAAUUUUACAUUUUCUACAACCAGGGCAGAAAGGUCACCAAUGUGGUCUUUAGAUCCGAUGAGUGCCAAUGUAUGUACCAACGCAGGUUUUCCAUUCACAUUCUUACUAACAUGACAAUGAAAAACGUAUUAUUUAUGUGCAGUACUGUUUCUGAUAUUUGUUAAUAAAAUAAGAUUCUAUCCACGAUAGAAUAUUCUGUGGAA